GUGUGUACUGAUCCGAUUCUACUGUCUGAUUUGACUGACUUGAAUAUCGUAAAUUAUUUGCCAGCUGGGCGGUUCCGAUAUUUUUUUACCUCCUAUUAUUAUUAUAUUUAAAGUUCCUUUUGCAAGUGUAUCAGUUUAAUAUUCUUACCAGUUGGUUUACGCUCUGUAAAACUUAAUGCUGGAGUCCACACCUGCCCUUGCGAGCGCAACGUAAUUCAGAAUUUCAUAUUAAAUAAAGAGUGGAGCGCGCGGUGAGCAGGGGCGCGACCGAAGCCAGUACUAUAUGGCAGUUCCCGUAUCACCAUGAAAGUGGACGCCGACGCGAGGGAAGCGCCCGCCGCGCCCGUCGUCACUCCGGGAACGCCGAUCUCUAACUGCCAGGUGCAAGAAAGUGACGCGAUUCCGACGCCCGAAAGGGCUUUACUCGCCAAACUGGAAGAAGAAAAUAGAAGGAUCGAAGCGGACGCCAAGUCCCUCACUACAGUACACAGCCGCAAGAGCUCUGACACAUCACAGAUAUCACUAGCCUCGGCAACGAGUUCCAGUCAUGAUGCGGAGCCCCGUGUCAGCAGCGGCAGUAACGGUGAAGAGGACCUCUGGGGCCUCUGGGGCCGAAUCGUCAGCAACUGGGAGACAGAAUGGAAGCGACGAAAUCAGUUCGUACGCGACCUGGUACGCCAGGGUGUACCACAUCACUUUAGGGGAAUUGUCUGGCAAUUGUUGGCCGGAGUAGAUACUUCACCAGAAAAGAAACUUUAUGCUACGUAUAUUAAGGCAAAAUCGGCUUGUGAGAAAGUGAUACGUCGCGACAUUGCACGUACUUAUCCCGAACACGACUUCUUCAAAGAGAAAGAUGGACUAGGCCAGGAGUCUUUGUUUAAUGUUAUGAAAGCGUAUUCGUUGCACGACCGAGAGGUUGGAUAUUGCCAGGGCUCUGGAUUCAUCGUAGGAUUACUUCUUAUGCAAAUGCCAGAGGAAGAGGCUUUCGCGGUUCUUGUAAAAAUAAUGCAACAGCAUCGUAUGCGCGACAUGUUCAAGCCUAGCAUGGCGGAGCUGGGUCUCUGUAUGUUUCAAUUAGAAAAUCUGGUACAGGAACUAUUGCCAGAGCUACAUGUACACUUUCAGUCUCAGAGUUUUAGUACAUCUAUAUAUGCGAGUAGUUGGUUCCUGACAUUGUUUACAACUACGUUAUCGUUGCCACUCGCUUGCCGUAUUAUGGAUGUAUUCCUUUCUGAAGGGAUUGAAAUAGUGUUCAAAGUAGCCCUAGCUAUGCUCACGCUUGGAAAAAAUGAUCUGUUAUCACUCGAUAUGGAAAACAUUUUAAAGUACAUACAAAAAGAAUUGCCAGCGAAAGCGGAGGCCGACCAAGACGCCUUCAUGAAUUUAGCUUACUCAAUCAAAGUUAACCCAAAGAAAAUGAAGAAGUUAGAAAAAGAAUACACUGUGAUUAAAACGAAAGAACAGGGUGAUAUUGCUGUACUUAGGUGUUUACGUCAAGAAAAUCGACUACUGAAGCAAAGAGUAGAAUUAUUAGAAAAGGAAAGUUCGUCUUUGGCUGAAAGAUUAGUGAGAGGGCAAGUGGACCGUGCAGAGGGAGAAGAAGAGACUUUUGCUCUCGCUCGAGAAGUCCAAGCUCUGAGACGUGCUAAUAUGGAUGCACAGCAAAGGCUCGCCGUCGCACAAGACGAGAUACGCUCUCUAGAAAUGACCAUAGCAGAGGGUAAUUCCCGUCAGUCAUCAUUGGAAGGCACCGAGGGUGGUAGCACUGCGAAAGGCGAAGAACUAGCCCGAUGUCUCCAACGAGAGUUGGUGAGGGCUCGACUCCACGCGGCUGAACGUGAAGCUGCCGAGCGGGAGUUGACCGCUAGAAUAUCGGAGCUCGAGAAUGAAAACAAAAGCUUACGCCGGCAACGAGUAGACAACAACGUCGCACAUUUACAGGAUGAACUUAUUGCUGUGAAAUUACGCGAGGCUGAAGCGAACCUCUCAUUGAAAGAGUUGCGUGAACGGGUCAAGGAAAUAUCCGAGGCGUGGCAGAGGCAUCUUCAAGAGCAUAGACAGGAAGCGCCUGCACCACCUGUACAGUCCAAUGUCGUGUCAGAUAUAAUGGCAACACCAAAAAAACUACUAAGAGCGUGGGAGGGACGAUCGGCUGACACUCAGAAACUUGAAGAAGAUUUGAUGACCACUAGGAUCAGAGAGGUCGAGGCUCUCACGGAAUUGAAAGAGCUAAGGCUCAAGGUUAUGGAGCUGGAAACUCAAGUGCAAGUUUCUACGAAUCAGCUUAGGAGACAAGAUGAAGAAGCGCGCCAACUACGGGAAACUCUUGACUCGGCAUUACAACGCGAACGAGCGUUACAAGCACGCCAAAGGGAAUUCCAACACAAGUAUGCCGACCUAGAGAGCAAGGCUAAAUAUGAUUCGAUGCAAGCUAACAUAAGAAACAUGGAAGACGCACAAAGGAUAGCAGAGCUUGAAACAGAAGUGUCCGAAUAUAAAAUAAAGAAUGAAGUAAUGGCGACAGAAGGAGAACUCCGAAGCAAUAAUAUGGAUGACUCUGACAGAGUGCGCGAGUUGCAAGAACAGGUCGCUGAACUAAAGGCUGAGGUCAUGAGAUUAGAGGCUUGGAGAGCGCGUGCGCUCGGUCACACGGAGAUGAGUCGCGCCAUCUCUGUAGAGGAGGAUCUCGAGGAGGACGACAAAUUGAAACUUAUUCUACGCCGGGAAUCGUCCGCCUCACUAGACUUGCCACCCACACCGCGGAAGACGACGUAG
Messenger RNA from Diatraea saccharalis (sugarcane borer), 2775 nucleotides. The record is from the annotation of a GenBank genome assembly. NCBI's taxonomy places the organism in Eukaryota, Metazoa, Arthropoda, Insecta, Lepidoptera, Crambidae.